Aplysia californica (California sea hare) is the source of this 957-nucleotide messenger RNA. Its product is annotated as protocadherin-11 X-linked. The record is from RefSeq and is a predicted model, not a curated record. NCBI's taxonomy places the organism in Eukaryota, Metazoa, Mollusca, Gastropoda, Aplysiida, Aplysiidae. Gene Ontology annotation, molecular function: calcium ion binding. Gene Ontology annotation, biological process: homophilic cell-cell adhesion. Gene Ontology annotation, cellular component: plasma membrane.
ACUGUCUCCAGUGUAAGUUCGUCGUUUACACUUGAUUAUAAUAUAGCCAGCACAAUGAACACGGUCUGCCUGUUCAUAAUCCUGCUUGGGAGUGUUUCUACAAUUGAAAACCAAUCUGGCCCUGUGUUCCAGAGGGCUAUAUACGUUUUUUCUGUCGUUGAAGCAGCAGCACUGGGAACCGUCAUUGGUGAGGAUAUCAACGACGAAGGACCCAUAUUCUCCCAGGCAAAUUACACGUUUGCAGUGCAGGAAAACUUGCCAAUAGGAUCAAUUAUUGGACUGGUGAAAGCCACGGACAGGGACUCGGGUACCAAUGGUAUGUUAAGGUACGCCAUACUGAACAGUGGCCCGUCACAUCUGUUUUCUGUGGACUCAAUAACUGGACAGAUAACUUCCAUAGCUGCUCUUGACCGUGAGGUUCAAGAUUCUGUGACCCUCACCGUCUCUGCAGCUGAUUUAGGACCUGUUUCUAGAUCUGCAUCUGCAGUAGUAAACAUCAAUAUAGUGGAUGUCAACGACAACGCACCCAUAUUCUCUGCUGCCAACUACAUGUUCGUACUGUCGGAUCGUGCUCCGAUUGGAACAAGGAUAGGACAAGUCUUUGCGACAGAUUUUGACAUGGGGGCUAAUGGAAUGAUCACAUAUUCUUUGAAAGACGACGGGGCAUCUCUGCAGUUCGCCAUUGACGACCACACAGGGCAGAUAACUGUCGUCUCUGCUUUGACUUCAAGGGACGUAAACUUUACAGUUUGUGCAACUGACAACGGACUUCCUGCAUUUUCCAGUGACGCACAAGUCCUUGUCCAAAUCUCGGCUGACAUCGUCGUGGGCUGAGAGAGAUCUCUACAGGAACUCAGCUCUGAAGCCUGUGUCGUUCACAAGACUUCACCCUAUGUUUCGAUUUUUUUUUUUUUAUGUCUGUACAUUUUGGAAAUAAAAACAACUCCCCUAUUCGCA